Notothenia coriiceps (black rockcod) is the source of this 1483-nucleotide messenger RNA. Its product is annotated as semaphorin-4E-like. Bases 845 to 1483 code for a protein of 212 amino acids. The transcript has 6 exons. Gene Ontology annotation, biological process: negative chemotaxis; neural crest cell migration; ossification involved in bone maturation. Gene Ontology annotation, cellular component: plasma membrane. Gene Ontology annotation, molecular function: semaphorin receptor binding; chemorepellent activity. The record is from RefSeq and is a predicted model, not a curated record. NCBI's taxonomy places the organism in Eukaryota, Metazoa, Chordata, Actinopteri, Perciformes, Nototheniidae.
UAUCAAGGCUGCAUUCUCUGACAUGCCGCAGCUCAUCAGUCCACAACAGCACACCUCUCUUAGGAAAGAAUCACCUACACUCCCACUGCAGGUUGUAGUAAAUCUGCUGGAAAAAAUCACCCAAAACAACAGCUGUGUCUGUAAUUAAAGGAGAAGCAAGCCCAGACUAAAUGUUACUCUAUUUGCAGACUUAACUGGGUUAAGCGGUGGUGAUGAUGCAAACCAACAUGUUUCCUGUGUGUGUGUGUGAAUGAACCACUUUUUUUUUUGCAAGAUUUCCACUCAUCUGCACAGACUCUGGUCCUCUCUGUGAAUCUCUUUUUGUGUGUGCUUGUGUUUGGUGCAGCAGGAGAGCUGCAUUUGACAUCCCUGCACCCUGCUGAAUGCCUUUCAUGGCCCUGCAUUAACAUCACUAUGGCACUGACAGAUUUACUACCGUGCUGACUUUAGCUCACUCUGCUCUUUCUGGCUAUUCCUCUACUCUUUUGCUUUGUUUUCUCCUACUUGUGUUUAGGCACAUUUCUCUCCACAGGUUGAUGUUUUUUCCACAUGUUUUGGUAUACAUAUUUAACCUUCUUUUCUGUCGGGUCUCAGGUCCAGUGAAUUGAUUGUGAUAUCCAUACAACCUUGUCUCUUUCAGUCCUGCUCGGCUUUGUUUCUUUGGUCUGUGCCAUCCAUCUCAUCAUGGACAGCCUGCUGAGCGGGGCCAGUAAAGGGGCCGGUGCCCUUCAGUCAGCACAGACCUCAUCACGUCAUAGAUGCCACUCGCUGUCUUUGCCCCUGUAUGAGUGACCGUUUAGGAAACAAUAAAGCCUAAAUUCCUCUUGGUUUGAACAAAAGAGCCAUGCAUCCGCCGCUGGCCCUCUGUGUCUUUUGGCUGCUGCCCCUGGCCUUGACGCUAGAAGAAGACUCUCCCCUGGACUGUGUCCCUCGCAGAUCUGUGCCCUACAUUAGGGCCAACGCUCACCUGUUUCAUGAGGAGGGAGUGUUCAACUACUCCACCAUGCUGCUGAGAGAAGAUCUGGACCUGCUAUUGCUCGGGGCCAGGGAGGCAGUGUAUGCUCUUGACCUGAAAGACAUCACCAAGAAAGUUGCUUCAGUUAAAUGGGAAGUGACACAACAGCAAAGAGACGAAUGCAGAAACAAAGGAAAAGACCCUGAGACGGAGUGCAUGAACUACAUCAGGAUCCUGCACCAGAUGGAGGAUAACAGGAUGUAUGUGUGUGGAACCAAUGCUUUUGAUCCUGAGUGUGAUUACAUGUCCUACGCAGAUGGAAAGCUGACUCUAGAGAAGAAAGCAGAAGAUGGCAAAGGGAAGUGUCCAUUUGAUCCUUUUCAGAGAUAUGCCUCCAUCAUGGUUGAAAACAACUUGUUCUCGGCCACUUCAAUGAACUUCCUGGGCUCUGAACCCGUGCUGGCGCGCAGCUCCCCUGUCUCAAUACGCACUGAGUUCAAGAGCUCCUGGCUUCAUGGUAACAUAUGA